Messenger RNA from Hirsutella rhossiliensis, 1284 nucleotides. RefSeq names its product r3H domain-containing protein. Gene Ontology annotation, biological process: negative regulation of transcription by RNA polymerase II. Gene Ontology annotation, molecular function: RNA polymerase II transcription regulatory region sequence-specific DNA binding; DNA-binding transcription factor activity, RNA polymerase II-specific; zinc ion binding. The coding region runs from base 1 to 1284 and encodes 427 amino acids. NCBI's taxonomy places the organism in Eukaryota, Fungi, Ascomycota, Sordariomycetes, Hypocreales, Ophiocordycipitaceae. The transcript has 4 exons. The record is from RefSeq and is a predicted model, not a curated record. Gene Ontology annotation, cellular component: nucleus.
AUGUCCCUACCUUGUGGACAAGCGGCGGCACACUGCGGUAGGCCCUGUGGCAAAAAGCUGAAGUGCGGAUUGCACAGCUGCAAGAAGCUCUGCCAUCGACCUGGUGAGUGCCAGGAUUUCGGCCUGCAGGGCAAGAUCUGCGACCAAGUCUGCGGCAAGACCAAGCUCUUUUGCGAGCACCCAUGCCAGAAUAAGUGCCAUGGACAAACUCCAUGCAAUGGAUCUCCCGCUUGCACGGCCAAGGCUACCGUCUGUUGCCCGUGUGGCCUGCGUCAGCAAGAGGUGAAAUGCCUGGCGAGCAGCUCGAACCCCACGCCUGCCAGGCCAGAGAUCAAGUGCGAUGAAGAGUGUCUCCGGUUGGAACGCAAUCGCCGGCUGGCAGCCGCCCUCAACAUCGAUCCGUCCUCUCAUGCUAACGACCAUGUCCCCUACUCGGACACAACUCUCCGACUCUUCAAGGAGAACCUUGCGUGGGCCGAGACCCAGGAGCGCGAGUUUCGCGUCUUUGCGAAGAGCGCCAACGAGGUGCGAAUGCGCUACAAGCCCAUGUCAUCUACGUAUCGGCAGUUCCUGCACGCCCUGGCCGAGGAUUAUGGUUUAGAGAGUAAGGGGGAGGACGUUGAGCCGCAUCGUUAUGCUGUGGUCUACAAGGGUUCUCGCUUCGUGUCUGCGCCGAGCAAGACGCUGGCGCAGUGUAUCAAGAUUCGCGACGCACAAGCGACCGAGGCCAUGGCCGCUGCCGCCGCCUCAAGGCCGCCGAGUCCGCCUUCGGGGCCGGUCCACGAUCCGCUCAACAGCCUCCUGCUGACGUCGGUACGAUUCGAUCUCACGGUGGAAGAUGUAAAGGGGGCACUCGGGGGAGAUUUGGCUUCCCAGCCCUCCAUUCACUUUGCCAUCAGCUUCCUCCCCACCGAGGAGAUUCUCAUGCGAGCCACGGCAUCUUAUUCGGCGUUCCUCUCUCCGGCCGCCAUGGAGCAGGCCCUCGUCAACCUCAAACCGCGCCUCGCCAAGACGGUGGAGCGGACCGGCGUGGCGGGCAAUGUGCUGCUCUGCCACGUGGAUUCGAGCGAACACAUCUCGCGACGAGAAGACACUGGCAAGAAGGAUGGCGCGGGAUGGAGCGCCGUCGCCGGCAGGGCGGCCGCGAAGCUCGAGUCUGCCAGAGCCGCCGAGGAGGCGCCGGCCAAGAGCGGCGGGCGCAAGCUGCUGGGGCUGAGAAGGAAGAAGGUGGAUAAGGAGCAAGGGAAGGCCUGGGAUGCCCUGGGAGGGGAUGUCGAGUGCUGA